This is a messenger RNA of Carassius carassius (crucian carp), 4205 nucleotides long. RefSeq names its product ras and Rab interactor 3-like. Gene Ontology annotation, biological process: vesicle-mediated transport. Bases 553 to 2736 code for a protein of 727 amino acids. The record is from RefSeq and is a predicted model, not a curated record. Gene Ontology annotation, molecular function: small GTPase binding; guanyl-nucleotide exchange factor activity. Gene Ontology annotation, cellular component: endocytic vesicle; cytosol. NCBI's taxonomy places the organism in Eukaryota, Metazoa, Chordata, Actinopteri, Cypriniformes, Cyprinidae. The transcript has 11 exons.
UUUCAUGCAGGCUGUCUUCCACUCUUUCCGUCUCAUUUAUGAGCUAUAAGUGACAUAUUUCAGUGUUUGCAUAUUCGUUUGUUCCUUUAUUUUUACAUACAACUCAGCACAUUUUUUUGUAGCCGAGUAUUCGACAACCGCGACAAAGAAUGAUCGACUUAAAAUUUUAAUUAUACUCUAUUUGAUUUUAUAUCUUAGUACGAAAUAUUCGUGCGUUAUCGUAUUAUUUUGACUUGGCUGAGAUGUAUUAUUCUUGUUGUUUUUUCUGUACCUGCGCACGCAGUGACACGAGAGUUUGUGUCGCGUGGGUAAAGUUGCGCGCGGAGCUCCAGUGCUUGUGAAUCACGAUGUGAUGAACACGGAGGAUCGUUUAAUGAUAUCAAACUCAUCAUAUCACAUGAACAAGGAUCAUCUCAUCAGAUCAAACACAUCCGCACAAGCCCCGGUGCCGCCGAACGGAUCAAACGAUGCUCAACCGAAAGCUGAAUUCACAGACCUGAUGAUGAUGAUGAUGAUGAUGGACGAAGAGGUGAAGAACUAUUAACGGAGAAGAUGGACGCGAGGAGUUUGAGUGUUUUGGAUCGUCUUCUCCUCACACACUCCAUAUGGUUGCAGCUGUCAAUCAACCCAGACUCCGCCCACCAGAUCCUGCAACGAGAGAUAGUUGGGACGUUUCUGGUGUGUAAGUGUAGUGCCUCCCACAGGAAGGUUUUGUGUGUGCGGCUGCAGGAUGGAGGAGUGUCACAGUAUCCAAUCCGUGAGGAAGACUCCACAUUUUCUCUUGAAAGUUCUGCCCUGAGCUUCCCUGAUCUCUGCAGACUAGUGGCAUUUUACACCAUUAGCAGAGAUGUAUUGCCUUUCCCACUUGAGCUCCCAGAUGCAAUUAUACAGGCAACAACACACACCCAGCUGGAAAGCAUUUCACAUUUGGGUUUAGAGUUCUGGAGCUCUCAGACAUCUCCUGGCCUUCCUAACGGCCCCCCUCCACCCUCAGUGCCACACCGGACAUUCAGAUUGAUCAGCCCAUGUUUUGUAAACCCCCUGUUCCUUCAGCCUCCCCAACCCAGCAGAUCUGCCUCACACAAACGGCACCGCUUUAAACGCAGCCUCAGGGUCCGUGUGUCCAAUGAAACCUCUCUCAGCUUGUCGGGUGGAGAAUCGGACCUAACCCAAGGGGAGACACAUGGACAGAAUUCCAACCAGGGUGGCCCGAGACGAACGGGAGGAUUAAGCUUACUCAGGAGGACCCCGGCACUUACUCCCACUUCACAAGAGGAAGAUGAACAGAUGUUGGGAUAUAUACCACCUAGUAAUUCCUUACCCCAGCAAGGCAACACUGACCUCAACAAAGAUACUGAAGAUGGUGAGGUGUGUCUGGCUUUGGAAAGGACUCGAGCUCCUUCCCUUGCUGAAUUGGACAGCAAUAGUUCCUUCAGCAGUCUGGAGGAGGAGGAAACCCAGGCGGACCUUGACCACCAAUGGCCACCUGCCGCACGUGGUGCCCGUUUUCCCUCAGCAAACCCCACUUCGACUCUGCGCCGCAUGACCGCAGCCUUUGUUUGCGUGUUCGCUCCUGAGCGCCGAGUUGCCAGAUUGGUGGAUGAACUGUCGUGUGACAAACGCUCCACGUUUGGGUCGCUGGUGCAGGACUUUUUAGAGAAGCAGAGGCAGGAGAUGGAGGCCUCAAAGCAUAGUUCUGCUGUGGAGCUGCUUCAGGGGAUGAGAAGAUUUCUGUCCCAAGCCAAAAGUCUCCUUCUGGAAGCAGGAGAAAUAGAACCUCCAAUUGAGACACUGGUGCCUGAGAAUGAGAAAGAUCUUGCCCUGGAAAAGGCUCUGUUUGGCUGCGUGUUGAAGCCGUUGAAGGUUCAGCUGCAGCAGACGCUCGUUUCCCUUCACACUAAGGACGGCUCCUUACAGAAGAUCACAGACAGCUUGCUGGCCUACCAGGAGGGCGCACUGGAGCGCCUGGCUGUACGAGUCGGCGUCCUGGACGUUCGCAGCAUGGACAGAGCGAAGGCAAAGCUCACACUGAUGCAGCGCAGCCAUUCGCCCAUUGACAAGGUGCUGCUUCUGCUGCAGGUGUGCAAGAGUGUGUACAAAGCCAUGGGAACACAACCUGAUCAGGACGUAGGGUCUGAAGACUUCCUACCAGCGCUGUCCUACGUGCUAGUUCAAUGUAAUAUCCCACAACUGCUGCUGGAGACAGAGUACAUGAUGGAGCUGCUUGAGCCGUCAUGGCUGACAGGAGAAGGUGGAUAUUAUUUGACGAGUGUGUAUGCCAGCCUAUGUCUGAUCCAGAGCAAGCCUGGGGCCACGCCCACCUGCAGUAUAACCAAUGAGGCUCAAGAGUACUUGAGGGAGUGGAGCAGGAGGCGGGGCCAAGAAGCCAAGACCCAGAAAGACAAUCAGCUGAAACAGAGGUUUGUGCGAGUGUUAUUCCAGGACGACUGUCGUAGUGGAGUGCGAACGCUCCUCUGGAAGACGGGGGAAAAUGUCGAGGCUUUAGCCCAAACCUGCGCCGGUCUGUUCGGCGUGACGGAGCCGCAGCACUACUGUCUGUUCUGGAGGAAUGAAGGGGAAAUGCGUCCUCUACCGGCCCAUAUUCAGCCACAUCAGCUGGGCAUGCAUGAGGGAGUGUCGCUGUCUUACCUCCGCUCCGAUCACGACUUCAGCAAGAUGCGCAGACUGACCAGAGGAGGCGCUGUAGAUCUGGGCGAGUCGGUGUGUGAGGAGUGAAGAGACGCAGGUGCACUAUGUGACUUUUACAUUUAUAUUUGUUGUCACAUCGGUGGCAAGAGGAUUAUGGAUGUCAUAAAGUAUUUGAAUGCUUUAUAUGUGUUCAGUUCUAUGGAUGAUGGUGAUUAUUUUUGUGUGUGUCGCUUGUAAUCAGAAAGCACAAUAGCAUUUCAAAUGAAUCGAAGCAAGAUACUUGGUAAUAAUGCAAAAAGCAAUAUCUGCCAAACUGUCACUUAUCGAUUGGCUUGCAGAGGUGUGCAUUGCAGAGUAAUACCAAAGUGUUGACUAUACACAAAAAAAAUCUAAAUAAAAAUGAGUUAUGUUAAACAGUACAUCAUAUAUGUGCACAUCUGAGUAACGGCACUGUGUCUGCACUGGACGCAUGUAGCAUGCUGCAUUGAAUCACUGGAGCUGUUUACACUGGACGAGUCUGACGCCGUGCACUUUCACUUCAUGCUUUCAUUCAUCUGAAAUACAAAAACUUAUUUAUAAAUAUCAUAUGUGUUAAUUGAUAGAUUUUUUUUUUAUUCUACAUUGGUGCCCAUAAGAUUACAUAAAAAUCUGGAAAUUAUUUAUUGAUUUAAUUUUGGCGUGAGAUUAUACCCUUAAAAAAAAUCACAAAAAAUCCAGACAUUUAGAUUUUUAUUUGAAGCUCCGUUGUAGCCCGAGAUCUCAAAUGCAUCAACUUCACUGAAAUUGCUGAUUCAUUUAUUUUUAAUAAACACGUUUUAGCAAAUUAGAGAAAUAGGCAAAUAUGAUUAUUUCAUAUAUAACGUCUAUUUCAUAAAUACAUUUGUAUACCAGUUUAUUUUGUUAAAAUACGUAGUUGUAUGUUUACCAUUCGAAAAGGUAAAGGUAUUUUAAUUUUUUAUCUCUUCUGCUCACCAAGGCUGCAUUUACGUUUUAAAAAAUACAGUAAUAUUUCUGAAAUAUUAUUAUGAUUUUAAAUAACCGUUUUCUGUGUGAAUACAUAUUUAAGUAUAAUUUAUUCCUGUGAUCAAAGCUGUAUUUCCAGCAUCAUUACUGCAGUCCUCAGUGUCACAUGAUCUUCAGAAAUCAGUGUAAUAUGAUAAUUCACUGCUCAAGAAGCAUUUCUGAUUAUUAUCAGUGUUGAAAACUGAUUCAUAUUUUUGUUAAACCUUAAUUUUUCUGAAUUCUGAAUAGCAAGUUAAAUAGAGCAGCCUUUAUUUGAGACAUAAGUGCCUUUAGUGUCACUUACGAUCAAUCCAGUGCAUCUUUGCUGACAAAAAGAAGUAAUUUCUUAAUUUUGCUCUUGCUGAGCUUGUAACAUUGACCUGUAUUGAGUCUGUACUGUAUGUAGAUUUGUUCAUGAGAUGCCGUGCAGCUUCAGCACCUCCAGUGUGGACAGCGACACGCUUCCAGUGUGAAUACAGUGUGAUUCUGGAGUGAGUUUUGCCAGUUUUACUUGAACUGCUCUGGCUGUUUUGUUCGCUGAACAUUAUUAACUG